This is a messenger RNA of Etheostoma cragini (Arkansas darter), 1703 nucleotides long. RefSeq names its product 5-hydroxytryptamine receptor 3A-like. Bases 11 to 1387 code for a protein of 458 amino acids. Gene Ontology annotation, cellular component: synapse; neuron projection; membrane. Gene Ontology annotation, biological process: nervous system process; regulation of membrane potential; signal transduction. Gene Ontology annotation, molecular function: neurotransmitter receptor activity; transmembrane signaling receptor activity; extracellular ligand-gated monoatomic ion channel activity. The transcript is spliced from 8 exons. The record is from RefSeq and is a predicted model, not a curated record. NCBI's taxonomy places the organism in Eukaryota, Metazoa, Chordata, Actinopteri, Perciformes, Percidae.
UUUGUUUCUUAUGUUUUCCUUGUUAGCUCCAUGCAGUUCCAUCAUGCUGAGCUGCUCUCGACCUGACCCGCCUUCCCUCCUCCAGGCACUCGAACCAGUCUUCAACAUGAAAUCCAUCCGACCUGUCGUGAAUGUUUCAACCCCCACCAACGUCAGCAUUGACUUCCUUCUGUUUGGCAUUUUGGGGGUGGAUGAAAAGGCCCAGCUCCUGAAAACGUAUAUCUGGCAAAAAAUAAAAUGGAGAAAUGAGUUUGUCAGGUGGGACCCAGAACAGUGUGGUUCUUCAUGGAUUACAAUUCCAAGGAAUCUGCUCUGGGUACCAGAUAUUGUUAUCAAUGAAUUUAUGGAGAAGAACUCCGCUCCAUUUGUCCCAUACAGCUAUCUGUUUUCUAAUGGCUUCGUGUUUGAUGAACAGCCUGUCAAAGUGAUCAGCUCCUGCAUGCUCGACAUCUACACGUUUCCGUUUGAUGUCCAGACCUGCUGUUUAAGCUUCAACUCCUACUUACUCUCUAUGAGUGCUAUGCCAAUUGGCCUCUCAUCAACUGCAGAGGAUAUAUUUACAUUCUCUAAAGAAUUGAUGACAACCAAGGGUGAGUGGGAACUAGUUGGACUCACAACGAAGACAUACAUGCUACCGCAUAUGGAGGACGAGCUGUACCAAGAGAUUCGCUUCUAUGUGUCAGUGCGGCGCCGGGCUACCCUCUAUGUGGUGAACCUGCUGAUCCCCAGCUGCUUCCUCAUCACAGUGGACCUCUUCAGCUUCCUGCUGCCUCCCCAGACUGUGGACCGGUCCUCCUUCAAGAUGACCCUCAUCCUGGGCUACACCGUCUUCCUGCUCCUCAUGAACGACCUGCUGCCUAUUACUGGAAACACCAUACCUCUCAUGAACGUGUUCCUGAGUCUUUGCCUGGCUCUGAUGGUGGCAAGUCUACUGGAGACUAUCCUCAUCACAAACCUGAUAUGUGGCUCUGCUCACUCCUCUCCUGUCCCUCACUGGGUCCAAGUGUUUGUUCUUCACAUCCUCGGCCGCCUUGUACGGCUUCCUCCAAAGCCCAGAGAUCUUGACGGCACGGUCAUCCAAAAUUCUUCUGCACAAGAAAUGAAAGUCUCCUCUCUGGUGGCGGAGGACAGAGAGCCUCCAGAACAGAAGGGGAUGAGGACACUGGAUGAGGAAAAGGCCCUACAAGAGCUGAGGAGCCUGAGCAGAGACCUCCAGGCCGUCCGCUUUCAGGUAGAGCAACAGCUGGGCGGAAGCCAGAGCUCAGAGGAGUGGAUCCAGGUGGGUUUCAUCAUAGACCGCCUGUUGUUCCUCCUCUACAUCCUCUUCAUAUCAGUCAGCUUCUUUACCAUCAUCAUUGUCUGGGUGCGGUCAUACCACACAUCCUGAUUUUGCUUUUUUAGUGUGUUUUUGAAAUAUUUGUUGACAUGCUUCCUCAUAUUCCUUGUCAAUUGCUAAUAAUUGGGAAAUGGGAAGGUUGGUUGAAUUUAGCAUUUGAAAGCAAUGUUUAUCAAACCUCUGCUCGGAACUGUUCCCUUUCACAAUUCAUGUUAAUGUUUUGUGUAUUUACUUGUUUAACAUUAUCUUGUUAACAGUUAUGCUGUAGGGCACUGAGGCUCGAAAAUGAUUAGGUUAGGAAUUGUAAAACAUGUGUCCAUUCUUCUCUUGCAUUGUCAGUCAAGAAACACUAAUUCCACACUUCAAA